Messenger RNA from Caenorhabditis elegans, 541 nucleotides. RefSeq names its product Chondroitin proteoglycan 7 (gene cpg-7). The transcript is spliced from 2 exons. NCBI's taxonomy places the organism in Eukaryota, Metazoa, Nematoda, Chromadorea, Rhabditida, Rhabditidae. The coding region runs from base 18 to 368 and encodes 116 amino acids. The record is from RefSeq and is marked reviewed.
UUUCAGCUAUACACAAUAUGCAGACCAUCACAAUUUUGGCCCUCAUUGCCUGUGUCGCUGUCCCAAUCUUCGCCGACUUUGACCACCUCCGCGCAAGACGGGACGUCGUCGAAUCUUCAGGAGAAGGGUCUGGCGAGUCAUCCGGUGAGAAGCCAGUCGUCGAAUCCUCCGGUGAAGGAUCAGGAGAAUCUUCUGGAGACAAGGAAGCCGUUGAGGCGUCUGGAGAAGGAUCCGGGGAAGGAUCCGGUGAUGCAACCCUUGAAUCAUCUGGAGAAGGAUCUGGGGAGUCUCACAACGCAGUGGUAGCUUCUGAUUCACCAAAGGAUGUUAAAGCUCUUACAGCCAACGAGUUCGCCGUUUCAGUUUAGAUGAUACUCGUAACUUUUCGAGUCCUCCCGAUUAGUAAUUUAUCGACACUUUAUGUUGUUGAGCCUUUCCCCCUUCCAUUGAUAUUUGUACUUAAAUUGUCUGUCAUAUUGGCCGGUGUAGAUUUUUCUUGAAGAAAAAAAAAGAAAAAGAAAAUAAAAGAUUGAAUAAAAAU